Messenger RNA from Rhododendron vialii, 2084 nucleotides. RefSeq names its product F-box protein At1g47056. Gene Ontology annotation, biological process: SCF-dependent proteasomal ubiquitin-dependent protein catabolic process. Lineage: Eukaryota; Viridiplantae; Streptophyta; Magnoliopsida; Ericales; Ericaceae. Gene Ontology annotation, cellular component: SCF ubiquitin ligase complex. Bases 142 to 1785 code for a protein of 547 amino acids. The transcript is spliced from 2 exons. The record is from RefSeq and is a predicted model, not a curated record. Gene Ontology annotation, molecular function: protein binding.
AACCAAAUUAAUUCCCGUUUCAAGUCCGCAUCUGAGAAACCAGAUAACAUCGGAACCUUUCUUACAACUGAACACAGGAACCUGAGAGGACAAUCCGAGGUCUCCCCAGGUCCACAGAUCGUGACCCGGUCGCCGCCGUGGAUGGGCCAAGCACCUUCCACUCCCGCCGCCGCUCCCGACCACUCCUCCAAAUCCAAACUCAAACCAACGGUCCUGAUCUCCCCGCCGCCGCCGAUGCACGACGACCAGGCCAACUCACCACCACCACCUCACGAUCUCAUCACAGAUCGUGUAGUAUCCUCCGAUGAUGACCACAUCUCGACCCUCCCCGACGAGUGCCUGGCCUGCGUCUUCCAGUCCCUCUCCUCCGGCGACCGGAAACGGUGCUCCCUCGUCUGCCGCCGGUGGCUCCGGGUCGAGGGACAGAGCCGCCACCGCCUCUCCCUCCACGCCCGCUCCGAUCUGCUCUCUGCGGUUCCUUACCUCUUCGCCCGGUUCGAUGCGGUGACGAAACUCGCUUUGAAAUGCGAUCGGAAGUGUACGAGUAUCGGCGACGACGGUCUCGUACUUAUCUCGCGUCAUUGCCGGAACCUCACUCGUUUGAAGCUACGUGCUUGCCGUGAACUUACCGACGCCGGUUUGGCGGUGUUUGCGAGGAAUUGUAAGGGGUUGAAGAAGCUGUCCUGUGGAUCGUGCACGUUUGGGGCCAAAGGUAUGAAUGCUGUUCUCGAUACCUGCUCGUCGCUAGAAGAGCUAUCGGUGAAGCGGCUCCAUGGCCUCACGGACGGAGAGCCGGCAGCAGAGCCGGUUAGGCCCGGUGUCGCAGCAACAUCUCUCAAAACUAUAUGCCUGAAGGAGCUUUACAAUGGUCAGUGUUUUGGUCCUCUAAUCAUCGGUUCAAAAAAUUUAAGAACUUUAAAGAUUUUCAGGUGCUCCGGUGAUUGGGAUACUCUUCUAAAGCUAAUCGCCAGUCGAGUAACAGGUAUGGUUGAAAUUCAUCUCGAGAGGCUUCAGGUUAGCGAUACCGGGGUCACGGCAAUAUCUAAUUGUAUGUAUCUUGAAAUCCUGAACCUUGUGAAGACCCCUGAAUGCACAAAUUUGGGGCUUAAGGCGGUCGCAGAGAACUGCAAGCUGUUGCGUAAGAUUCACAUUGAUGGAUGGAAGACGAAUCGGAUAGGCGAUGAUGGUCUAAUUGCUGUUGCUAAACACUGCCCAAAUCUUCAAGAACUUGUCCUAAUUGGUAUAAAUCCGACCAGAUUAAGUUUGGAGUUAAUAGCUGCGAAUUGCCAAAACCUAGAACGGUUGGCAUUGUGUGGAAGUGAGACCGUAGGUGAUGUGGAGAUUUCUUGUAUUGCUGCUAAAUGCAUAACAUUGAAGAAGCUUUGUAUAAAGAGUUGUCCUGUAUCCAAUCAUGGUAUGGAAGCACUGGCACGCGGUUGCCCUAAUUUGGUGAAGGUGAAGGUGAAGAAGUGCAGGGGAGUGACUUGUGAAGGUGCAGAUUGGUUAAGGACAAGUAGGGGAUCUCUGGCAGUCAAUUUGGACACCGGUGAGAAUGACCAUCAGGAUGCGAGUGCUAGUGAUAGUAAUGCCCACGAAAAUGGUUUGGAAAUGCCACCCCCACCAGUGGCUGCCCAAGAUGGUGGUGGUGGGGCUAACGCUGCAUUGAGCGGCGCUGGUCGAUCAAUGUCAUUCAAGGCAAGAUUAGGCCUCACUGCAGGGAGGAACUUAGUGGUUUGUACUUUCAGAAGGUGGUCAAGCUUUACCAGCAGUUCCCGCCAUAAUUAAAGAAGGAGACUAACUUGAAUCUGGGGGAACUGAAACAUUUACAUCAUUUUGCAUUAUAUUUACCUGUUUCAAUCUUCGUUGUAUUCUUGUGUGCUUUGUAUUGUCUUCUACAUUUAAUUUUCACUGUUGGGACCUUGGGCUUGGGCUUGGGCGUGAUUUCAAAUCUUUAUGUUUCAGUGUGGUUAUUGCAAUGUCCCUGUUUUCUUAUCAUAUCAACAGGAAAAAGAAAUUGUACUUAUUGAUUUGACAGUCUUUCCAACAUUAGUUUAUAACAGCAGACUCGAGUGGAUAUGCCAUAA